AUGUCAAGUUUCUCUAAAAAAACAUUCAACGCUCAAAAUUAUGAUAAAUUUAGACCCAAGUACACAGCUGAUAUCUAUAAUAAGAUUAAACAAUAUCAUAAAGGUGGUAAAAAUUUAUUGAUAGAUGUUGGAUGUGGUCCAGGCACAGCCACAUUCCAAAUGAUUGAUUAUUUAAGUGAUUUCAAAUCCUUUAAGGGAACCGAUAUAUCUGAUAGAAUGAUUGGUGCUGCGACUUUAAAAAAGGUCGAAUUAAAUAUACCUGAUGAAAAAUUAGCAUUUUUCCAAUCUUCAUGUGAUGAUUUCAGUUUCUUGAAAGAAUUCAAAGAUAAUCAGAAAGCUGAUAUGAUAACUGCUGUAGAAUGUGUUCAUUGGUUUGAUUUUCAGAAAUUCCAGGAGGCUGCUGCUAAAAAUUUAUCAAAAAAUGGUACUUUAGCGAUUUGGGGUUAUCGUGAGUUUUUCGUUCCCGAAUAUCCAGAAAUAUCUACGGUUGUUAGAUCAUUUUUAGAUGAUGAUAAUGUAUUAGGCCCUUAUUUCGAACAACCGGGACAUACAAUUAUGAAGAAUCUAUGGAGAGAUCUAAAAUUUGAUACAAAGUAUUUUAAGGAUAUUGAUGAAAUUAUUUAUCAUUCAGAAGAUUUUGGGAAAAAUCCAAGCAAUGACCUUUAUUUACUUCAACAUAAAGCACCAGUUAAAAUACUAAAACACCUUUUGACAACAACUAGCGCUUACCAAGAUUGGAAAGAGGCUCAUCCAAAUGACAAGGAUUUGAGUGAUGUACUUUUAGAAAAAAUUUACGAAGUAUAUCCUGAAUUGAAUGAAAAUACUAUUCUAGAUGUUAAACUUUCUACCAUAUUCAAAUUCGCUAGAAAAAUCUAA
Henningerozyma blattae CBS 6284 is the source of this 876-nucleotide messenger RNA. RefSeq names its product trans-aconitate 3-methyltransferase (gene TMT1). Bases 1 to 876 code for a protein of 291 amino acids. Lineage: Eukaryota; Fungi; Ascomycota; Saccharomycetes; Saccharomycetales; Saccharomycetaceae. The transcript has a single exon. The record is from RefSeq and is a predicted model, not a curated record. Gene Ontology annotation, molecular function: S-adenosylmethionine-dependent methyltransferase activity.